AAUAAUUAAUAUCUUAUUCAAACAAAUAAUCCAAAAAAUAAAUACAAGUCCAAUCCACAAACCCUUAAAGACUUCAAAUGUAAAAACAAUUAAUAAUCAGAUCUUAUUCAAAUAAACCAUCAACACAAAACCCUCAUAGAUAGAUGGUAAUUUUGUAAUAUUACAAUAUUACAGGCUUCUAGACAAAAUUAGUUCUACUUUGUUGAGCGUGAAGCUAGGGAGGUGUGCAGGCUCGCCAGAGCUCCCAAACCUCUAGUUGUCCGACCGCUAUUCCAGUUACAAUCAUCACUUUCCCCAUUACCAAAAACUCCCUUACCCUUAACAUGCAUUGAGCCUCACAUGAUCGUCUCUGCUUCUGCCUCUAAUGGUUCCUGUCCUUUUUCCCCUCUUGGUAGCUUUUCUUUCCCCACUUCCCUUUCCACGGAAGCCCAUUUUGCCUGCAAAAAUCAGUUUUAUUUGCUAAUUCCCCUUAACCCCACCCCAUUAAGUUUUGUGUUUUGUUAUAGCAAAAAAGCUUUGUUAAAAGUUUCCAUCUUGUUGCUUAACAGGAGCUAAUUGCACAGAUCUAUUACCUUGAUACCUCUUCUUUUGAAGAUUACACCUGAUUUUGUGAUGCAAGUUUCUUGUUUUUCUUAUAAAAAUUCAUACCCAGGUUUUCUUUUCUCCAUUUUGUUCUGGUGCUAUUAAGCAAAGAUGUUUCAGUUGUUUCUACUCUCAUAUAAAGAACAACUAGGUUUCAAUGCCAAAAGGUUUCUUUUUUAUUUCUGCUUGAAUCUAUGGAUCUAUAGGCUCUAAACCUGCCACCCCUUUUUCUUCUGAAAAUAGAGCUAGCCUCUGUGGCUGGGUAUUGUCUGUUGAAACAGAGAUGAUUCAGUUGUUAUACUUAGUUCUCUUUGCUGAGGGAGUUGUGGCAUUCUUAUUACUGGUAAAGGUUGGUCCCUUGAGAGAGUUGACGAUAAAGAGCUUGGAUCAGCUGAGGAUGGGAAGGGGUCCAGUUAUGAUAGUGACCGUUGCUUGUACCAUGUUUGCUAUUCUCAUUUCAAGUGUUAUGAGUAUUUUUAAGAUCCAAAACAAGGGUGCAAAGCUUGGCACCAUGUCACCUAUGGAUCAAGUUCUAUGGAGAACCCAUUUGCUAGAGGCAUCACUCAUGGGUUUUACUCUAUUUCUUGGAUUCAUAAUUGAUCGUAUGCAUCACUAUCUUAUAAAUCUGAUUGGGUUGAGAAACAGCAUUGGAUCUUCAAAAGAGGAAGUUGAAAGGCUUCAGAAAGAGAAAAUGGAGCUUAAUGAGAAGGAAGAGACAGCUUACAAGGAAAUAAAAGUACUAAAGGAACAAAUUGCUGCUCUAUCUGAGAAUUUGAAGAAGCUGAAGUUAGAAAAUGAAGAGAAGGACAAGCAGAUUGAAACUGCAGAAGCCCAUGUUGUUUCUCUUCAAAAACAAUCUGCUGACCUAUUACUUGAAUAUGAUCGUUUGUUAGAAGACAACCAAAAUCUCCAGGCUCAAGGUCUGGGAUACAAGAGCUGAGGAAAUUUUGAAAGUAAUUCAGGACUUAUAAAGUUUUAUGAAGUAUUUGCGCUGAUGUUUUUGCAGAAAACAUCUCCAUUUCUUGAAAAUGGCUUGUAAUUGAAGCACCUUAAUUGAGGAGAAGGCAGCAAUGCGAGUUCGCAGAGGAUGGCUUCGAAGGAUCAGAAAUUUUGUAAUUCUUCAAUUCUAGAAUCUUUGGUUUUGCCAUGUUUGUUUUCUAUUGUUGAUAGUGACAAUUCUUGCCAUUUAGUUUACUCAAGCUGAUAUAGUUUUGUGAUUUAGAUCUAUAAUGGCAUUCGUAUAUAUUUGAAAAGGGCAAGUGAUCAGUUGCAACUCUUCGUAAAUGUAUCAUGCUUCCUCUUUGUUUCCA
Messenger RNA from Manihot esculenta (cassava), 1892 nucleotides. RefSeq lists its product as uncharacterized. The transcript is spliced from 2 exons. Gene Ontology annotation, biological process: endoplasmic reticulum to Golgi vesicle-mediated transport; intracellular protein transport. The record is from RefSeq and is a predicted model, not a curated record. The coding region runs from base 866 to 1522 and encodes 218 amino acids. Gene Ontology annotation, cellular component: endoplasmic reticulum; endoplasmic reticulum membrane. NCBI's taxonomy places the organism in Eukaryota, Viridiplantae, Streptophyta, Magnoliopsida, Malpighiales, Euphorbiaceae.